Messenger RNA from Closterium sp. Naga37s-1, 3096 nucleotides. The record is from the annotation of a GenBank genome assembly. NCBI's taxonomy places the organism in Eukaryota, Viridiplantae, Streptophyta, Zygnematophyceae, Desmidiales, Closteriaceae.
AUGGGCGCGGCUACUCCCGCCGCCGAGGCGGAUUCGCAGUCCGCCAAUGGCGCGGGCGCUAUGGAUUUCGACUGCGCGCCGAGCAGCGCAGCUGCGCCGCACUUGCCGCAACCCGCCCCCGCGGUCUCGUCGCCCGGCGCAUCGCCUUGCACUCCGCCAAUCGCCGGGUCCGCCGUAAGCACGCGGCAGGCGCAAUCUUCGCUGUACGCGCGGCGGCAGGCGCGGCUGGCGGGUGGCGGAGAGAGCAGCGCGGAGCUGAGGCGCACGCGGAGCCUGGACGUGGAGCGCGCGCAGGUGGUGACGAUGAGGGGAGCGGAGGGCGGCGGCGGGAGUGGCGCGGGCGUGCAGGGCUUGGGAUGGACCACGACUGGAACCGCCGCGGCGCUGGCAGCGGCGCAUGGCGUAGGGGUUGGGGGAGAGGCGGGCGGUAAUGGCGAGGCGAGCAAGGCGCACAGGGACAAAGGCGCAAGUGCAAGCUCGAGCCGAGGUACGUCGCGCUAUGCUGUGCCCUUGUGUGCUCUCAUAUGCGCUCGCUUGCCUAUCACGAGCCACGUGUGUGCAUGCGCGCGUGUGCACGCAAUGCCGUGUGCACCACGCGCCUCUCAAUCUGUCCCCCCUGCUCUCUCACUUCCUGUCCUCACACCCCCUUCCCCUCUCUUCCCGCCAGGCCCCCCUCUCGCCGACUCGCCCUUCCUCUCGCGCCUUUGCCGCGGUCGCCCCCCCGCGCCCUCCCCACUCUCCUCCCUCGCCCCCCGCCGCACCGCCUCCUUCACCUCCUCGCUCCUCUCCCCGCUCGCCCUCCCCUCCGCGCCGACCCCUCCGCCCCUCACCCAUCCUCCCAACCUUCCCCCACAUCCCCCCCAACAAUUGUGCUCGUCUUGGGAAACGGGUGGGGAAAGGGCGGGGACGCGGGAGCGGGGGGCGCACGAGAGCGCAGUGGCGGAGGCAGCGGCGGCAGUGGCGGCAGCAGCGAGCUCCAUUGCCGCCGCGCUGGAGCAGGGGGGCGCGGGGAUGGGCGCGGGUAGGCGGGCGGUGGGGCAGGGCAGAGCCGGGGGGAAAGCCGUUAGCGGGGGGGAUGAGGGUGGGGCACUGGCGGGGGAGAUGGAGGGCAUUUGGCGGGCGGUGCAGCAGCAGCUGCAGGCGCAGUCGCAGGGGGGAUCGGAGGGGGGAGCAGCGGGCGCGCAGCAGGGGGUGAUGGCGGUUGAAGAAUCCGGGAUGGGGGGAGACAGUAACAUGAGAGGCGCGGGGAGGGGAGGGGGAAGCAGAGGUGGGGGGGGACGCAGACUGCUGAAGGCUGCGAGUGCUGGCAGGGAGAGGGGGAGGGCGGAGGGAGUGGAGGGCGCGGCUUGGAACAUGGUGUGGCAAGCAUUGGACGGUAGCGGUGAGGGGGAAGGGGAGGCAGCAGCAGAGGGGGUAGGGGAGGCGACGGCAGGGCAGAGCAGUGGGGGAGAGCGGUUGAGUGUGGAGGAGGAGGGGGAAGAUUGGGAGGAGAGGGAGAGGGAGGAGGCGCGGAGGAAACUGCUGGGAAGGGGAGUGAGGCAACUGACUCGCACCAACAGUUGCCCGCCCUCAGUGCACCGCGCACAGGCUGUUGACGUGGGCGGGGACGAGGCCAUGGCAUGUCGCAAGCGGCGUCGACUGCCGGCUGACACGCACGGCACCGUGCCAUGGCCGCAUGCGCAGCCCCACGUGCAGCCAUCGACGUCCACCUUUUCUGCUGCUGCUGCUGCCCCCUUCUCCUCCUCACACGCUGGUCCUGCUACCGUCGCCACCGCCGCCACUGCUGCUGGCAGUGCUGGUGGUGGGGGCGGGCAGGGGCAGUGGUGCAAGCAGGAGAGCGAGGGGGAGGAUGGGGAGUGUGGGAGCGCCAUUGGGGCAGAGCAGAGCAUGGGCAUGGGGAUGGAGAGGCAGUGCCGCUGGGGGGGAGAGGAGGCGUGGAGUGGUGAGGAGGGAAGGAGCAGUGGGAGAGAGGGGGUGAAGGGGGGGGGCAGGAGCGCGGAGGGGAAGGGUGGGGGAGCGGGAGUGGGGCAUGGUCGAGCGAGGAGAGGGCAGGCCACGGACAGCCAUAGCAUUGCCGAGCGGGUGCGGAGGGAGAAGAUAUCGGAGCGCAUGAGUGUGCUGCAGAGCCUUGUGCCCACGUGCGCUAAGGUGACGGGCAAGGCCAUGAUACUGGACGAGAUCAUCAACUACGUGCGCUCGCUGCAGCUGCAGGUCGAGCUGCUAUCGAGCAAGCUGUCAGCCAUGGAGUACGACCUCAUGCCUGAGGACGACCUGCUGCCUGAUGCUGACCUCUUCCAGCUCACCCCAGAGCACCUGGUUGGCUUCCCCGGACCUUCCUACGCGCCCGCUGCAGGGCGCCCUGCACCCGCGGAGGGCGAGGGGAACCACGAGGGCGCAGGCAGUGGGGGAGAGGCGGAGGGGGAGCAGGGGGCGGGUGGUGGGGGCGUGUCGGGGAGCAGGAGUGGAGGCGAGUGGGUAGUGGGGCAGGGAGGGGCGGUGGUGAAGCAGGAGCAGUGGGAGGAGGUGGGUAUGUUCCUCCGGGAUGAUGGGGGCCCGGGGGGGGAGCACGGCAACGGCUCUGCUGCUUGCAAGUGGGAGGCGGAGGAGUCUGACGUGGCAGACAGUGGCGGGGUGGUGGGAGGAGAGGGUGAGAGCAGGAAAGGCGCGGAUGCGCAGGCAGAGGGGACGAGGGGCAAGGGCGGAGUGGUGUGGAAUGGCAACGGCAGUGGCAGCUGCGGGGGUGCAAACGGCACGUAUGAGGGCGCAGAUGUGUGUGAUGGUGGGAGGGCAUGUGAGUGGCCGGCCCUCUUUCCCGCAGAUGCGGGUGGGGAGGCGGGUGUGGUGGGCGAUGGGGGGGUGGACGCAUGGUGGAAGCAUGGGCUGGAGGACACAGGGGGGCCGGGCGGGGGCGGAGUGGGGGCAGGGGAGGUGGAUGCGGAGCAGGCAGCGGAGAGCGAGGGGCUGAUGGACAUGCUGCUGUGCCACAUGAGUGGCGGCAUGCAGCACCUCUCACUGCACCCUCACCCCCACACUGCCCCACACACACACCCCCCAGCUCUCACCCCACCUGGCCCCCUUCACCCCAAUGGGCUGUAG